Molecule: messenger RNA, 3103 nt
Organism: Myxocyprinus asiaticus (Chinese sucker)
Lineage: Eukaryota; Metazoa; Chordata; Actinopteri; Cypriniformes; Catostomidae
Product: DCN1-like protein 3
Exons: 4
Coding region: 604-1533 (309 amino acids)
Biological process (GO): protein neddylation; positive regulation of ubiquitin-protein transferase activity
Cellular component (GO): ubiquitin ligase complex
Molecular function (GO): ubiquitin-like protein binding; cullin family protein binding; ubiquitin conjugating enzyme binding
Source: RefSeq, a predicted model, not a curated record
CCUCAAUUCCAAACCAAACGAGAAACGGCGAAAAAUCAGCGGCCGAUCUGCGUCUCUCCGGUUCCUUGCUGCCGUACCGAGCCCAUCAGUAUCACCCUAAACUCCCAACACAAAUCCACAGGCGUGUGAGAGCUGAUAAAGGUGGCGGUUUUACCGGAGCUCGGUCCGGACCAGCGCAGGAUAGGAUCGGUUCGGAUCAGGAAGCGAUGAGGGGGAAAUGACCAUGAUGAGCAUCUAACGACCCAAAGAACAACGGAACCACACAAAGAAAGAGCAUUUCCUCUGUUUAUACACAGAGAAACGGAACCGAUCCGGUUCGGUUGGAGAGUGGGAUUAGCUUUAGCUUUAGCUUUAGCAUGACAGCAGGGAUGCGCUGAUUCGGAUCUAUUUCAUCCUCAUUUCACAGGUAGCAAAUGUCACGGCUGUCUCCAUGGAGUUUUCUCAGAUGACACGUCUGUUCACUGCGCAGGGUCCUGGGGCAUGGUGACUGCUGUCCGUCAGCCAGAGCAGCGGCAUCUAGCGCGAGCCUUCUGGUCCUGAAGGAAGACGUCUAGGUGACAGCACGGACAGGAGGACGAAUCCAGGACAGAGAGCGAGAGAGACAUGGGGCAGUGUGUGACUAAAUGUAAAAACCCCACGUCCUCUUUAGGCAGCAAAAGUGGAGAAAAGGAUUCUGGGAAAUCUCACGGAAAGAAGGGUGGUGGCGGAACGGGAGGCGUGCACAAGGAGGAAGCUUCCACCAAGUCCUCCGCCGACAUCAUAUUCAAUGGCACCAAAGUGUCGGAGAUCACCGUGGAAGGCACCAUGGCUCCGCCCACAUCAGUGGGUGACGUGAGGCGGGAGAUGCCCACACUGAACGGGGAAGGCUUGUCGCUUGCGCGGAUUGAGGAGAUGUUCUUGCGUUAUAAGGAUGAGCACGAAGAUGCCAUCUUGGAGGAGGGAAUGGAACGGUUCUGCAACGAUCUGUGCGUCGAUCCGGCCGAGUUUAAAGUGCUGGUGCUGGCGUGGAAGUUCCAGGCUGCUACAAUGUGCAAGUUUACAAGGAGGGAGUUUGUUGACGGCUGUAAGGCAAUCCAGGCCGACAGUAUACCGGGGAUCUGCUCGCGUUUCUCUGUGCUGCUAGAGGAGUCUCGUGGAGAAGAGAGCUUCAAAGAUCUCUACCGUUUCACGUUCCAGUUCGGUCUGGAUGCCGAGGAGGGCCAGCGCUCGCUGCAGCGAUCCAUCGCCAUCGCGCUGUGGCGGCUCGUCUUCACACUGGACACGCCCCCAGUGCUGGAGCGCUGGCUGGACUUCCUGUCGGAGAACCCGUGCGCUGUGCGCGGCAUCUCUCGAGACACCUGGAACAUGUUUCUGAACUUCACGCAAAGCGUCGGCCAGGACCUCAGCAACUACAGUGAGGAAGAGGCCUGGCCCAGCCUGUUCGACUCGUUCGUGGAAUGGGAAACGGAGAGACGCAGGAGGGAACGAGCGGACACCACAGAGACGGAGUCCACCACAGACUGUGUGAGCGCCUCGAUGUGGCCGACAACUUGAGGGUUUUCGUUUUUUGGGAUGGGCGGUGAAUUUUGGACUAUGACGUGCGGAGAUGUUUCUGAGCCCGUCACUCUCCAUCCAAAUUUGUGAAUUGUUAUAAUUAUUAUGAAAUUUUUGGUCUUAUUGCAUUGGGCAUCCCAGUGCGCUCCCUUUGACUUUUUUGUUUUAAUGAAAGGGCUCCGAACUAAUUGUUUUUUAAGCACUUUUAUUUAAGUUAUUGUUUUAUUUUUUCGCUAUUGGUGUUUUAAAGGAAUAGUUCACCCAAAGAUGAAAAUUCUGUCAUCAUUCACUUUCCAAAUUACUUUCUUUCUUGCGUAGAACACAAAAAGCGAAUUUUCCUUUUUUGCUUUUUUCCAUAUAAUGAAAGUGAAUGAGGACUUGGAGCUGUCAAGCUCCAAAAUGAGACAAAAAAAGUAAAAAACCACACCAUAAAAGUAGUCCAUAUGAAUUGUGCACUAUAUUCCAAGUGUUUUAAAGUAAUUGAAUCCCUUUGUGUGAGAACAGGCUGAAAUUUAAAUCGUUAUUCACUGAUAAUCUUCCCCUCCAGUGGGCUUUUAACCGUUGCGAUCGGAUCAUUGAAUCAGUGAACCGAAUCAGUCAGAUUAAUGACAAUUCAUUUGCAAAUUGGGCAUUGCUAUAUCUUUAAUGAACUCUAAUAUAGUAAUGACUUGUUUUGGUCCGUUUCCUCACACAUAGCUAUUGUACAGCUUCAGAAGACUUGGAAUAUGGUACGUGAGUCGUGUGGACACCUUUUUUGCUACUUUUAUUGAGCUUUUGUGUCCAUUCACUUUCACAAACUGGAAAACAUUCUUAAAUUAACCUUUUGUGCUCCAGAAAAAAGAAAAGAAAGUCAUACAGCUUUAGAACAACAUGAUGGUGAGUAAAUGAUGACAGAAUUUUCAUUAUUGGCUGAACUUUUCAUUUCAUUUGUUUUAAUGUUCACAUUUGUUACUUCACACCUCCAGAGUGGUUUCUGCAAAGAUUCUACCGACUGCCUCGAAUAUUUUUUGGGAAUGACCAACACGCCAAAGAAAAGGGAAUUCCGUCAGCUGCCUACCGAGCUUGAAUACAAAACACAUUCAUCCACAAACACAACACUUACCACACACACGUGCAAAUACCAGCAUAAACACUGUAUUGGACGUUGAGUAUCAGUUUUAGGGUUUUUUUUAACGGUUAGUUUUCAUUUAAUUGCGGGCUGUGUGACAUUGAUAUUGGUUCCAUUUAACAACAGACUGUUUGGAUGUACUGACGGCAGAAAAAAAAAAAAAGUGUAAUUUCUCAUGUGCUUCCCUGCUCCUUUCUGACUUUAUUUAAUUCUUUAACAUUCAUGUCUCUCCGAUGAAUUCAGUCUGCUCAUAUAUUCUCACCAGACAGGAGUGCUUGUGUCGGAAAUGCAGAUUCUUUUGCAAUUUGAGGGCUGCUGUGAGCUUUUUUCUUCAUUUUAUUUUGCAGUUUACAAAUUUUUUUUUUUUUUUAAUACCAAGUGAUUUCAUUUUAGUUUUAUUUUGUGUCUGGUUUUAUAUAAAUGAUGCCGUUUAUAAUGAAUAAAAAUGUGUUCAACAUUGGA